Messenger RNA from Suillus bovinus, 1762 nucleotides. Its product is annotated as Rad1/Rec1/Rad17. The transcript has 9 exons. Bases 216 to 1307 code for a protein of 363 amino acids. NCBI's taxonomy places the organism in Eukaryota, Fungi, Basidiomycota, Agaricomycetes, Boletales, Suillaceae. The record is from RefSeq and is a predicted model, not a curated record. Gene Ontology annotation, biological process: DNA repair; DNA damage checkpoint signaling. Gene Ontology annotation, cellular component: checkpoint clamp complex.
CUCGUACCAACAUAAAACCUUACCCAAAGUCCGACACGAGGCUGACAACACCCUCGCAGUGAUCGACACGUAGCAAGGCUUUCAAACAACUUUCGAGCACCAGCUCAUAUACGAAUUAUUAUGUAUUUAAUAGCACACAACCACUACUACCUGUACCGCGGGAAACGCCGUAAACGACACUCUUGGAGUUCCUUUGUCUAAGGAGCCUCUAAAGAAUGUCACAAUUGAUGUCCCAGCCUGAGCCAAGUCAAUCAGAUAAGGCCAAACCUCUUCUAACAGCAUCUGUACACGAUGUUCGAUAUUUCGCCUCCCUCCUACGCGGAAUUGGAUUUUCAAACCAAGCAUCUAUGAGAUUUACAGCCGGCAGUGGGAUAACUGUCACUGUCGAGGAAGCGCGAACAUUGCUCGCAACGUCAUACAUCUAUGCGGACCAUUUUGACGAGUGGGCGUUCGAUGUCGACAAUCCACAGGCUGCUCCAUCCCAGUUGUCUGCACCUGAUUUCGAUCGGCAUGCUACAUCAUUUGAAAUCCCUUUGAAUACCUUACUUGAAUGCCUGAACAUUUUUGGAACCGCGAACAUGUCUUCUUCAAGCAGCACAGGCUCAAAGCACAAGCAGUGGCGGCGAGCCGAUGAUGCCUCAGACGACGAGAGGGGCGACGAUGGGCGCCGUCCUAAUGUAAAUCGUAUCGAUCAGCACUUCGGCGGUAACGAGAAGAGGACGAGCAUGCGUCUCACAUACGCGGGGCCAGGAUACCCCUUGACGCUUGUUCUUGCGGAAGACUCAUCAGGACCCACGACGACGUGUGAGAUAUCGACUUUCGAUUCUGAGCCGAACCUGGAGCUCCCAUUCGAUGCUGAACAGACUGCCCUCAAGAUCAUUUUCAAGUCAUCAUUCUGGCUCCGCGAUGCUCUUUCAGAGCUUGAUCCGUCUUGCGAUAAAAUAACGUUGAUUGCCAACCCUGUUGCAGAUGUCCAGAGCAUGCAAAGAGGCGUUCCCGCUAAACCCCUCUUUCGAAUACAGGGAACGGGAGCAUUUGGCAGCACUGAGAUGGACUAUCCGAACGACAGAGAGGUACUAGAAACAUUCGAGUGUUCGCGUAGUGUCUGCUUCAGCUAUCGAUAUGCACAUAUAUCACGCACGCUGCGAGCUUUGCAGAACUCAACAAAGACCUCUCUUCGCCUUGAACAGGAGGGUUUGUUGAGUUUACAGUUCUUGGUACCCGUGCCGAGGCCGCGGGGUGGGAUGUCAGAUUCGUUCAUCGAGUUUCGAGUGAGAUUUUUUUUUAGUUGCGAAGGCCGAGGCUGAUCAGAUCAGUGUCUUGCUUUGGAUGAUGAUGUUGCUCAGUAAAAUGUGUGCCCGGCUGGUGUUACUGGAGAUUGUAACGAGCUAUUGGAUUCCCAACACAGAAGGAAGUAAGGUGGUGUGAUCUGUAUCUCGGCUGGACCGGUGCUUCAAAAAUUUCAUAGACAAAUAACAUGACCUAUGGCAGAUUUCACAUCGGUGUUAUGAAAUGAGUAUCGAUACCCAGAAAUCUAAAUAACGUCUACGCAACAAGUGCGACAAUAUAACAUUUAAAGUAACCCAUCGAAGUACUUGGCAGAGCUGUCUUGUACCUUCGUUGAUGAUAUGGGUAUUGGUGCAGCCUUAGGUGAGGAGAAUGAAGGAGGGAGGUAGUCGGCGAUGAUGGCGUCGAAGGUCGCUGGUGUUGUAGGUGCUAGCUAGAGUGUCAAAUACCUUACAGCAUGAUUUACAGAAGGAUG